Molecule: messenger RNA, 1056 nt
Organism: Zea mays
Lineage: Eukaryota; Viridiplantae; Streptophyta; Magnoliopsida; Poales; Poaceae
Exons: 1
Coding region: 116-733 (205 amino acids)
Source: RefSeq, marked provisional
GCCUGCCUUGCCGCCGCCCAAGUCUCGUCCGUCGUCGUCGCUCCGCUGCCAGUCAGCCGCAUCUCCAGCCUCCAGCAGGCAGAGCACCCCCGCUCUCGUCUCCGGAGCCUUCCGGAUGGGCUGCAUCUUCUCGUCGCCGGGCUCGGCGCGUGCGCUGCGGCCGUGCGCCGGGGUGCGGGUGAUCCACACCAACGGGUUCGUGGAGGACUUCGAGGGCCCCGGCGUGGUGACCGUGGCGCACGUGACGCGCUGCCUCGGCGGGCCCGGCGGCCCCGCCUCCGCCGCCAACGCCGCCGGGAAGGGGUACGUGCUGUGCUCGUCGGCGCACCUGCUGCAGCCGGGGCGCGGGCCGUUCCGGCCCGACGACGCGCUGCAGCCGGGAACCGUCUACUUCCUGCUCCCGCAGUCGGUGUUCCAGGCCGAGUCCUCCGCCGUGGACCUCGCGUGCCUCAUGAACCGCCUCACGGCGCUCGCCCGCAAGGGCGGCGCCAGCGCCGCGCCCAAGCCCAGCCCGCUCGACGCGCUCUUCGACGCCGCCGCCGCCGCUGCCGCCGCCUCCGGGAGCCACCGCCAGCACAACCAGCAGCGGAUGCCAGUGGCUGCGGCGGCGAGGGAGAAGAAGGGUCAGCCCUGGCGGGCGGCGCCGUGGAAGCCCUGCCUCGAGCGCAUCGACGAGUCCGUCGGCCGCGCCUCCAUGCGCAGCGCGUCCAGCGGCUGCAGCAGCGAGGCCUGAUCAUUGGCUCCAUCUAGUCCCCUUUUCCCUUCUUGUCUUCUGCAGUAGUGCAUACAGAUGGAUGGUUUUGCAGAACUGUGUGUAAAGAUCUGUUGCUUUGCCGGUAGUGAUUAAUUAGAUUCAUUCAGCGACGUGUUUUCAGAUCCCUCCCAUCUGCAGCUCUGCUCGGCUGCCGCUUAAUCAAUCUCUUCCUGUACAAGCUCAGCUCAGCUCAGCUCAGCAAGUGUGCCAACUUGUCCGACUGGUUUUGAUUUGUCGUCGGAUCGAGACUCGUGGAGCACGAGCACGCAGCGAAGUCGUCAGAGACUCGCGUCUGGUUUCGC